Westerdykella ornata is the source of this 1589-nucleotide messenger RNA. Its product is annotated as DUF1682-domain-containing protein. The record is from RefSeq and is a predicted model, not a curated record. Gene Ontology annotation, cellular component: endoplasmic reticulum. The coding region runs from base 49 to 1377 and encodes 442 amino acids. Gene Ontology annotation, molecular function: calcium ion binding. The transcript has 3 exons. Gene Ontology annotation, biological process: endoplasmic reticulum calcium ion homeostasis. NCBI's taxonomy places the organism in Eukaryota, Fungi, Ascomycota, Dothideomycetes, Pleosporales, Sporormiaceae.
CAUCUCUCGACACCACACCUCUGCCUCGUCGCCCAAGCUCUCUCCACUAUGGCCGACUUCGUCAAGGGCAUCUUUGGCGGCCAGAAGCCUGCUGCCGCUCCAGCUUCCGCUGGCGGCGAUGACGACUUCGCCGACUAUGCAGGUGCCCCGGAACCCGAACCCACUCCCAUCUCCGCCAUCCCCUCCGCAGACUCCAUCCCCUCUGCAGCCCCAACCCCUCCGGCUGUCGGUGCCGUCCCCUACACAAAAUGGUACCGCGUCUGGGAGCGCACCACGCUGGACGACUUCAAAAUGGAGAUGUACGUCCUCCCGUUCAUCUUCGUCAUCAUUGCCGUGCACUUGUUCGGCACGCGCAAGAAUCGCCGCAAGGCGCGGCAGUGGGUGAGCGUGCAUGCGCCCGUGUUGAGGCAGGAGUUUGCGCAGGUGGGGUACUCGCGGCCAAAGGGGGACGUCGAGGCGGAGGAGCUCGACUUCGACAGGUUGCUGCGCGAGAAGAAGGUGGACGAGUACCUGACGUACGCUACUGGGAGGCAGAACGUGGCGUUUGUCGACUUCAAGUUGACGCUCCUGAAGCGAUACAAUCCGCUGAUGCGGUGGGGAGAGGUGCUCAUCGGCUUGUUCUUUGAGAGUCUCCCCGCGCCCGAGGAGCGCAUGGAAGCUACUGCGUACGCGUUCGACGGUCAGGAGAGUAAGAUUGUGCCCGGGCUCGGAAAGGGCGAGGACAAGAAGAGCGUCUCCAAUAGCACGUACGACGGUUUCGUGUUCGCCGUCGUGCACAAGGAUCUCAUGAAGAGGCUCCGCGAGGAACGCUAUGAUUUGUCUCUCACGUCGACGAAGGACCAUCCCAAGCUUCCGAUCUGGACGACGGUGAUGAGCGAGAGCGCGGAGGUCACGGAGAAGCUUCUCACGCCCGAGCUUGUCAAGGCUAUCAACGACGCGGGGGAUCGAUUCGAGGCACUUGUCAUCACUGACCAGCCUAUGGACCAGCCAAAGAAACUCGACGAAACCACUCCCCGCAAACGCCUCAACCUCUCCCUCAAACUGCCCUCCUCCUCCUCCCCAUCCGCCUAUGACUCCACCCUGCCCCUCUUCACCCUCUUCCUCCGCCUCCCCGACUUCCUCGUCUCGUCGGCCCACUUCCGCCCCGAAGCCCUCCGCCGCAUCAAGCAGACGCGCGAGGACCAAAUCGCCAAGAUCCGCAAAAUCGAGGAGGAGGAGAAGGCCGAGGAACGCAAGCUCCAGGGCGAUCGGGCGAAGAAGGAGAAGAGGGAGCAGUUGCUUUCGCGCAUGAGCGCCGAGGAGCAGAGGAAGUAUCUGGAGAAGGAGAGGGAGAGGGAUUUGAAGAGGAAGGAGAAGAGGAAGACGGUGAAGGCGUAGGUGUCUGUGUUAAUCAUUUUAUCCGAGGGGAUAAUUGUGGUUUGGUGUGUAGGGUGCAUAGGGGUGAUGACGGGGCGUGUCUGAGUAGAGAGGGAUUGACGAAGGUGCGUUUGCGUCGUAGAUAUAAUUCUGUGUACUUAUACAAUCACCUGGGAGCCCUUAGGCGCCUCUGAGAAGGACGACCAAUUUCAAUCAAACAGAAACUGUCCAGA